AUGAUUCCAACAAGACAUACUCGUGCCAACAGUGAUCCUGAAGGCACCAACAGCAUCAAUGAUAACAAUGAUAACCAGAAUGUCAACAUAGGCCCAGUAGAUUCUGCUGUGGCCCAACUUAUUCAAAUUUUGGCUCAACAAACUGCUCAUCUUACCCGACAACAGCAACAUCAAGAGAAUCCUAGGGUAAUUUUUAAAACUUUUCAGGCAGUUAAUCCCCCAGAGUUUAAGGGCUCAGCAGAUCCUGUUGCAGCCCAAACAUGGUUAAAAGAAAUGGAGAAGUGUUUCGAAUUAGUUCCAGCAAGUGAGGAGCAGAAAACAAAGUUUGCCAGUCAUUACUUAAAGAAUGAAGCAACGUAUUGGUGGGAAUCUGAAUUGUUUUUAGAGAAGUAUUUUCCUAGGUUUCUUCAAGAUCAAAUGGAGUUGAACUUUUUAGAGCUGAAACAAGGAAAUAUGUCUGUGGUUGAAUAUGAGAAUAAGUUUGCGGAAUUGGCUAGGUUUGUGCCAACUUAUGUAGAGACAGAUAGGCAGAAAGCAAAAAGGUUCCAACAAGGUCUGAAGCCUUGGAUUAGAAGCAAGUUAGCUAUUUUGCAAUUAGAGACGUAUGCGGCAGUGCCAAUAUCCAAAGCCCCGUAUAGGAUGGCACCGGUAGAGAUGAAAGAAUUGGCAAAACAAUUACAAGAGUUAUUGGAGAAAGGAGUGAUUAGACCUAGUGUAUCCCCAUGGGGAGCACCAGUAUUGUUUGUAAAGAAGAAGGAUGGAAGUAUGAGGUUAUGUAUAGAUUACAGAGAGCUUAAUAAGCUUACUAUUAAGAAUAAAUAUCCUUUACCUCGUAUUGACGACUUGUUUGACCAGUUGAAAGGAGCAGAGUAUUUUUCUAAGAUUGACCUUAGGUCGGGAUACCAUCAGCUCAAAAUCAAAUCUGAGGAUAUACCUAAGACAGCUUUUAGAACGAGGUAUGGUCACUAUGAAUUUUUAGUGAUGGCUUUUGGAUUAACGAAUGCACCAGCAGCUUUUAUGGACUUAAUGAAUAGAGUCUUUAAGAAGUAUUUGGACAAGUUUGUGAUUGUUUUUAUAGAUGAUAUUCUGAUAUAUUCUAAGACAGCUGAGGAGCAUGCAGAACAUUUGAGAACAGCUUUAGAGAUAUUAAGAAAGGAGAAAUUGUAUGCAAAGUUUUCUAAAUGUGAAUUUUGGUUACAAGAAGUUCAAUUUCUAGGACACAUAGUGAGUCGUGAUGGAAUCAAGGUAGAUCCAGCAAAGAUUGAAGCUAUAAUGAAUUGGGAAAGACCAAAGACCCCCACAGAGAUCAGGAGUUUCUUGGGGUUAGCAGGUUAUUAUAGAAGAUUUGUACAGGAUUUCUCAAGAAUUGCAACCCCACUGACUAAGUUAACUAGAAAGAAUGAGAAGUUCAUAUGGAAUGAGAAGUGUGAGGAAAGUUUUCAGGAAUUGAAGAAGAGAUUAGUGUCAGCACCAGUGUUGUCUCUUCCAGAUGAUCAAGGGAAUUUUGUGAUUUAUAGUGAUGCCUCGUAUAAAGGAUUAGGAUGUGUAUUGAUGCAGCAUGAUAAAGUUAUUGCGUAUGCGUCUAGACAACUUAAACCUCAUGAACGAAAGUACCCCACUCACGACCUGGAGUUAGCAGCUAUUGUAUUUGCAUUGAAAAUAUGGAGACAUUAUCUGUAUGGAGAAAGAUGUGAGAUUUAUACAGACCAUAAAAGUUUAAAGUACAUCUUUACUCAGAAAGAGCUGAACAUGAGACAAAGGAGAUGGCUAGAGUUGAUUAAGGAUUAUGAUUGUACGAUUAAGUAUCAUCCAGGAAAAGCUAAUGUUGUAGCAGAUGCUUUAAGUAGAAAGGAAAGAUUAAAUGUAUUGACUGUGCCAGAGGAGUUAUAUAAGGAGUUUCAAAAGUUGGAAAUCGAGGUAAGAAUUCAUGAACCAUCAAAGACAGCAUUGUAUACCAUAACCUUCCAACCAGAGCUAUUAGAGAAGAUUAAGAAGUGCCAGGAAGAGGUAAUGGAUCAGGAUGUAAACAAGUUGGUGGGAGAAGAGUUAUGUACACAGAAAGAUGAUCAAGGGAUUCUUAGAUUUUCUUCCAGGAUAUGGAUUCCACCAGUGACAGAUAUUGGGAUGCCUCCUUAUGAAGCUCUUUACGGACGCAAAUGUCGAUCACCAGUAUAUUGGGAUGAAGUCGGAGAACGCAAGAUACUUGGACCGGAAUUAGUACAGCAAACAAAGGAAGUCGUUGAAAUCAUUCAGAAACGACUAAUUGCAGCACAGAGUCGUCAACGAAAUUAUGCAGAUCAAUUCCGGAAGGACGUAGAAUUUGAAGACGGAGAAGCAGUGUUACUGAAGGUGUCACCAUGGAAAGGGUUAUCCAGAUUCGGAAAGAAAGGCAAGUUAAGUCCCCGAUAUAUCAGGCCAUUUGAAAUCUUGAGACGUGUAGGCAAAGUAGCGUACGAAUUGGCGUUACCCCCGCAAAUGGAGCACAUUCAUAACGUCUUUCAUGUAUCGAUGCUCAAGAAGUAUAAUCCAGAUUCAAAGCAUGUAAUAGAAUAUGAGCCGGUAGAACUCGAGACGGAUUUAUCGUAUGUAGAAAUGCCAGUGGAAAUUUUAGAUAGAAAAGAGAAGGUGUUAAGAAACAAAGUAGUUAACUUAGUAAGAGUAUUGUGGAGAAACCCAAAGGUUGAAGAGUCAACCUGGGAGUUAGAAAGUGAUAUGCGUGAAAAGUGCUUGGAUGUUGCGGAAGGAGUUAUGUCUUACAGAGGGCAGAUUGCAGUUAUACAUAUAAAUAGCGACGGUAGUGAAGAAGGGGCAACAUUUCUAAAGAUUCCCUAA
This is a messenger RNA of Daucus carota subsp. sativus, 2832 nucleotides long. RefSeq lists its product as uncharacterized. The record is from RefSeq and is a predicted model, not a curated record. The transcript is spliced from 5 exons. Lineage: Eukaryota; Viridiplantae; Streptophyta; Magnoliopsida; Apiales; Apiaceae. Bases 1 to 2832 code for a protein of 943 amino acids.